GUCAAUAACAACGGAGAAGGUGGUGUAACCGACUGCAUUGCUGCGAAUCCCAAACUCCAUAGCUAUUGGGACUGCGUUGAACCAUUGACUCUGCGCUAAAACUCAAAGGACUGCAUUUCAGGGAUGGAUGAAUAAAACCAGACCAAAAAUAUGCUCCUGUAACACAGUACUAUCAUACAAGGCCUAUCUUGAUAUGACAAUGGUGUGAAGUGGCCCUCAGGAAAGAAGAACACAAGUCCCUCAGGUGUCCCACUGUCCUCUUCAUCGCUCCAUGCCCCGCUAAGAAGACAACACAGUGUUCCACUUGUGGAAAGAAGAGUUUUGCACCCUCUUUUUGCUCUACCGUUUCUUUCUUGCCAUGGGGGGUGCGGUGAGUGCCGGGGAGGACAACAAUGAUCUGAUUGACAACCUGAAGGAGGCGCAGUACAUCCGUACAGGUCGCGUGGAAAAGGCCUUCAGGGCCAUAGACCGCGGGGACUACUACCUGGAUGGCUACAGGGACAAUGCCUAUAAGGACCUGGCGUGGAAGCAUGGCAACAUCCACCUUUCUGCCCCCUGUAUCUACUCUGAGGUGAUGGAGGCUCUGAAGCUCCAGCAGGGACUGUCCUUCCUCAAUUUGGGCAGUGGGACUGGGUACCUCAGCACCAUGGUGGGACUCAUCAUAGGUCCAUUUGGUGUGAACCAUGGAGUGGAGCUCCAUGCGGAUGUGGUGGAAUACGCCAAGGAGAAACUAGAUGACUUCAUCAAGAAUAGUGACAGCUUUGAUAAGUUUGAGUUCUGUGAACCCAUCUUUGUGGUGGGCAACUGUCUGGAGAUCUCGUCAGACAGUCACCAAUACGACCGUAUCUACUGUGGUGCGGGGGUGCAGAAGGAUCAUGAAAAUUACAUGAAAAUCCUGCUCAAAGUUGGGGGUAUUCUAGUGAUGCCUAUAGAGGAUCAGCUGAUACAGAUCACCAGGACUGGUCAGUGUUCCUGGGAGAGUAAGAAUAUCCUGGCCGUGUCAUUCGCACCUCUGGUCCAGAAGAACAGAGCUGAGGGAAGCAAGCCUGAUGCUGUAGAGCUCCCCCCAGUGACAGUCAGGAGCCUUCAGGACCUGUCUCGCGUCUACAUCCGCCGCACCCUCCGAGAUCUGACCAAUGAAGAAUGUCCUGACAAAGGUCUGGUGCAGAGGGCGCCCCAGAAACGCAAGCGCAGGCGUUGCCGGCUGCGACGCAUUAACACGUACAUCUUUGUGGGUAACCAGCUGAUCCCCCAAGCCAUGGAGAGCGAGGAGGACGAACAGAUUGACCAGGAGCAGCACAAGGAGGACCAGGAGCAGCAAGAGGCGCAGGAGAAGGAGCAGGAGGAGGAGAGAGACAUUGGCAGCGUUGAGAUACUAAAGGCAGUGAAUGUGCUGAGAGACAAAAUCAUGACUUUACCUCUGCCUGAAUCGCUGAAGACCUAUCUGUUAUACUACAGAGAAAAAUGACUGACUGCUCAACCUGCUGGCAUCUGUUCUCAUGGAUGCCAUCCCUGCUGAGAUGCUUUUCUUCAUUCUCCUGUCUCCUUUUUUCAGUACUGAAUGAUGUAGUAUUCUUUUUCUUCUUCAAUAUGAACAUGGAAUGGACACUGAGACUUACUGUGUCGUCAUGGAUCAUUUUCUAUAGUUACUAUGAUAUGGUUAUGUUCGUUUUUAUGUUAUCGAUUGUCUUUUGAAUUUGUAUAUCAAAGAUUUAUUUAAAAGCCUACUGAAUGGAAAAUCCUUUUCAAAGAUGGUAUUUUGAGGAUGUAGAUUGUAUCACAUGUUAAUAUUCCAGCAAAUUGUCACGAAAUGAAAUUGUAUAAAAUAAAAUGCUACCUAUAUUUGUUAACAAUA
This is a messenger RNA of Oncorhynchus masou masou (cherry salmon), 1855 nucleotides long. RefSeq names its product protein-L-isoaspartate O-methyltransferase domain-containing protein 1-like. The record is from RefSeq and is a predicted model, not a curated record. Gene Ontology annotation, biological process: protein modification process. NCBI's taxonomy places the organism in Eukaryota, Metazoa, Chordata, Actinopteri, Salmoniformes, Salmonidae. Gene Ontology annotation, cellular component: cytoplasm. Bases 359 to 1468 code for a protein of 369 amino acids. The transcript is spliced from 8 exons. Gene Ontology annotation, molecular function: protein-L-isoaspartate (D-aspartate) O-methyltransferase activity.